Lacerta agilis (Sand lizard) is the source of this 3100-nucleotide messenger RNA. It is a transcript of the gene MAP4K5, whose product is annotated as mitogen-activated protein kinase kinase kinase kinase 5. The record is from RefSeq and is a predicted model, not a curated record. NCBI's taxonomy places the organism in Eukaryota, Metazoa, Chordata, Lepidosauria, Squamata, Lacertidae. The transcript is spliced from 33 exons. Gene Ontology annotation, biological process: protein phosphorylation. Gene Ontology annotation, molecular function: ATP binding; MAP kinase kinase kinase kinase activity. Bases 139 to 2781 code for a protein of 880 amino acids.
UAGGACCUUGUGCUCGCGUUGUUUCUUCGCUAUCGCAAAAGCCAGAAGCAGGGAAGGCAGAGGCAGCUGCACAUCAUUCCUGUUCCCCCUCGUGGAGGGGGGGCAGGGGGGAGGAAGUGGAGGCUGCAUUAACGGACAAUGGAUCCUCUGGCCCGCUCGAGUGGGGAUAUUAUGCGGCGGAAUCCACAGCAAGACUACGAGCUGGUCCAGCGCGUGGGGAGCGGCACUUACGGAGAUGUCUACAAGGCCAGAAAUCUGCACACCGGAGAGUUGGCUGCAGUAAAAAUUAUCAAGUUAGAACCAGGGGAUGACUUUUCGUUGAUACAGCAAGAGAUCUACAUGGUUAAGGAAUGCAAGCACCCUAACAUCGUAGCUUACUUUGGGAGCUAUCUCAGCCGUGAGAAGCUAUGGAUUUGUAUGGAGUACUGCGGAGGAGGAUCGCUUCAAGAUAUUUAUCAUGUGACGGGGCCGCUGUCGGAGUUUCAGAUUGCGUUCGUUUGCAGAGAGACGUUGAAGGGGCUUGAUUAUUUGCACAAGAAAGGCAAAAUGCACCGGGAUAUUAAGGGUGCAAAUAUUCUGCUGACAGACCAUGGGGACAUCAAGCUGGCUGACUUUGGCGUCGCGGCGAAAAUAACGGCCACCAUCGCAAAGAGGAAGUCGUUUAUCGGCACCCCUUACUGGAUGGCUCCGGAAGUUGCAGCUGUAGAAAAGAACGGCGGCUACAACCAACUGUGCGACAUCUGGGCGGUGGGCAUCACAGCCAUUGAGCUUGGAGAGCUGCAGCCGCCCAUGUUUGAUCUUCAUCCAAUGAGGGCCUUGUUCCUAAUGUCCAAAAGCAACUUUCAGCCUCCAAAGCUAAAGGAAAAAACAAAAUGGUCACCAACAUUUCACAGUUUUGUGAAAGUAGCACUUACAAAAAACCCAAAGAAGAGGCCAGCGGCUGAUAAACUUCUUACUCAUACCUUUGUUGGGCAGCCUGGUCUCUCUCGGUCGCUGGCCGUUGAACUGUUGGACAAAGUGAGCAAUCCCGACAACCCCCCUCAUUAUGCCGAGGCAGAUGAUGACGAUUUUGAGCCACACCCAGUUAUUCGCCACACCAUUCGCUCCACCAACCGGAAUGUCAGAGCAGAGAGGACGGCGUCUGAAAUCAAUUUUGACAAGCUGCAGUUUGAACCACCGCUAAGGAAAGAAACGGAAGCGCGAGAUGAAGUGGUGGUGGCAGCGGGCGCACACUUCGCUUCACACUGGAAUCCUUUUGUUGAUGGCGGAAGCUGCGCCAAGGGGCUUCUUACCAAAUUUGGCGACGGCCACGAAGACGCUGAGGAAUCAACGCUGAAAAGGGGAGGACCCCCGCCACUACCUCCAAAGCCCAGGCUCAGUAUCUACCAAGAGGAAGGCCUCGCAGAUGAUGAGAAGUCCCAGACGAUCAAGUAUUGCCCUGACCCUCAUGGCCAAGCCCCACCGUCUCACCGGAGACAGAGCAUCCCGGUGUGCGGACCUCAGACGGAGCCCUCCCCCAUUGGGAUGACCAGCAGCGUCAGCAGUCCUGGUCUGCUCACCACCAGGUACAGCGACUUGGGCAACGGGGACACUGUGCCAAAGCUCGCGGAGGAGAAUGCUGACGGCUUGGGCUACGUGCCACAGCUGCCGCGGAAAAAGGACAAGCGGGAAUACCUGAAGCCAGCAAUCAAUGGCCUCCCACCGACUCCAAAGGUGCUGAUGGGAGCCUGCUUCUCCAAAGUGUUUGACGGCUGCCCUUUGAAGAUCAACUGCGCCACAUCCUGGAUACACCCGGACACUAAAGAUCAGUAUAUCAUCUUUGGCACGGAAGAAGGCAUCUACACUCUGAACCUCAACGAGCUCCACGAAGCCACCAUGGAACAGCUGUUUCCGCGGAGAUGCACCUGGCUGUACGUGAUCAACAAUACCUUAAUGUCACUCUCAGAAGGGAGAACAUUCCAGCUCUACUCUCAUAACCUCAUAGCUUUGUUUGAACAAGCCAAAAAAACAGGCCUUGCUGCUCAUAUUCAGACCCAUCGAUUCCCUGACAGAAUAUUGCCCAGGAAAUUUGCCUUAACGACAAAGAUCCCAGAUACAAAAGGGUGCCAUAAAUGCUGUAUAGUGAGAAAUCCCUAUACAGGCCACAAAUACCUCUGUGGAGCGUUGCAGCUGGGGAUCGUUUUGCUUCAGUGGUAUGAACCGAUGCAGAAGUUCAUGUUAAUAAAGCACUUUGAUUUCCCGCUGCCGACCCCCUUGAACGUCUUCGAAAUGCUGGUGAUCCCGGAGCAGGAGUACCCCAUGGUGUGCGUGGCGAUAAGCAAGGGAGUCGAACCAAACCAGGUCGUCCAGUUUGAGACGAUCAACCUGAACUCCGCUUCUUCGUGGUUUACAGAAACUGGUGCAGGUUGCCAACAGCUCGAUGCCAUCCAUGUCACCCAGCUGGAGAGGGACACAGUUCUUGUCUGCUUGGACAGAUUUGUGAAAAUUGUGAAUCUUCAUGGGAAACUGAAGUCAAGCAAGAAGCUGGCCUCCGAACUAAGCUUUGAUUUCUGCAUUGAAUCUGUAGUGUGCCUUCAAGACAGCGUUCUGGCCUUCUGGAAGCACGGGAUGCAAGGGAAAAGCUUUAAGUCUGACGAAGUAACCCAGGAGAUCUCAGACGAAACUCGGGUGUUCCGCUUGUUGGGCUCCGACAGGGUGGUGGUGCUGGAGAGCCGGCCGACCGACAACCCAACGGCCCACAGCAAUCUCUACAUUUUGGCCGGCCACGAAAACAGUUACUAGGCAACCGAAACCCGACUCGGAACCGCGAGCCAAGGAAUACGUCACAUAAGGAAGCAGCCCUCAAGGAAAUGCUAUCCAAGCCGGACUCUCCCUCCCUCCCUCUUGCGCUCUCUUCUCUCUCUCUCUCUCUCUCUCUCUGUUUCUCCCUCCCUCUCCCUUUGCUCCACUGUGUCAAUAUCCAAACGGACCCAUUUUUUUAGGAACGAGAGCCAAACGUCGCCUGGGCGUCUUGCAGCUGGGAAGCAGCUGAUCUGUCACUUGCCACUGUGUGGUUGGUUAUGUUGAGUUUGCUUAAUAAAAGCUACGAGGUUAAUAAGCC